This is a messenger RNA of Phyllostomus discolor (pale spear-nosed bat), 4255 nucleotides long. It is a transcript of the gene SNAI3, whose product is annotated as snail family transcriptional repressor 3. Gene Ontology annotation, biological process: regulation of DNA-templated transcription. The transcript is spliced from 4 exons. Bases 61 to 930 code for a protein of 289 amino acids. The record is from RefSeq and is a predicted model, not a curated record. Gene Ontology annotation, molecular function: RNA polymerase II cis-regulatory region sequence-specific DNA binding; copper ion binding; DNA-binding transcription factor activity, RNA polymerase II-specific. NCBI's taxonomy places the organism in Eukaryota, Metazoa, Chordata, Mammalia, Chiroptera, Phyllostomidae.
GCGGAGCUGCGGACCCGCGUUCGGUGGACUCGCAAGUGGGACCCGCGCCUGCGAGGAACAAUGCCGCGCUCCUUCCUGGUGAAAACGCACUCCAGCCACAGGGUCCCCAACUACGGGGAGCUGGAGACCCAACGAGAAAUCAAUGGCUCCUGUUCUGCCUGUGGGGGGCUGGUGGUGCCCCUCCUCCUCCCAGACAGCGUGGCCCCUCCCAUGCCUGGUGACCCUGCCCAGCCCUGGGACCACAUCUCUGGCAUCACCUGCAUCUCCCUGCCCCUCCCGGAAGCUCAGAGGGCCUCUGAGCCAUUGGACCCCUUGGACGUCAGCUUGAUGGACCCUCAUGCUGCCCGGGCUCCCAGCAUACCCCUCAAAGACAGCCUGAACCACCUCAACCUGCCUCCACUGCUGGUUCUGCCCACACGGUGGCCUCCAAUACUGGGCACAGAUGGGGACCGGGCUCCGGACAGACUCCUGAGGGCUGAGCAGGCCCCCUACUCCCCAGGUGGCUUCCAGUGUCCCCACUGCCACAAGCCCUACCACACACUGUCUGGGCUGGCCAGGCACCAGCAGCUGCACUGCCACCUGCAGGCUCAGCGCUGCUUCACCUGCAAGUACUGCGACAAGGAAUAUUCCAGCCUAGGAGCCCUCAAGAUGCACAUCCGCACGCACACGCUGCCCUGCAUUUGCACCAUCUGUGGCAAGGCAUUCUCUAGGCCCUGGCUGCUCCAGGGCCACAUUCGGACCCACACAGGGGAGAAGCCCUAUGCCUGCUCUCACUGCAGCAGGGCCUUCGCCGACCGCUCAAACCUCCGAGCCCACCUGCAGACACACUCUGACACCAAGAGAUACCAGUGUAAGAGCUGCGCCAAGACCUUCUCCCGCAUGUCACUCUUGUCAAGGCAUGAGGAAUCUGGCUGCUGCCCCUGUCCCUGAGAGCUUCUGUUUCUUUCAGAGUUAAAGACUGAUGGGGGACUGUUGCCAGCGUGGACAACCCCGCCAUUAAGAUGAUGGACAGGGCUGCCUAUGGAGCUCUUCGCAACUGCACGUGAACAGCCUGACUUGUGCCGGGCGCAUUGCGCAGUCUAGCCCGCAUGGGCGUAGCUACCUCAAGGCUCACCUCCCCCUGCCUUUGGUUUGGAAUCUGGGCCAUGCUGCCUCAUGUCACACGUGUGCACCCACGCCCUCCUGAUCUCUGAGAUGGAGCAGCACCGAGAAGACCAGCAGCUAGGUCCCCAUCCACAAUUGUGGGGCAAUAAAGAGUCUAUACACUCAGGCCUGUUGUGUCCUCUGAGGGUCUACGUUUUCCCGGUCCCUUGCAUCUACAAAGGAGGCCCAGCUCUCAGGAAUUCUCCAGAGGCAGCAGGAUUCCUGGCCACAGAGGAGGAGGAGGAGGAGACUAGGAGUCAGGGCAUCAAACUGUGAGGCUGCUGUGGGUUGGGGAGCAAGGCUGCAGGAGGCAGGGUCUAGGUGAGCACAGGUGCCUUCUUCUGGAAGACAGACAGGUGCUGGGAACAGGAUCAAACAGCAUGGAAGGGUAACUAAAGGGCAGGAACCUGGGGAUGAGCAAGGGCUUACAAGAGAGGUGUGUAGAAACUAUAGCUGGGAGAAAGCGCCAGGUGGGCUGUGAGCACUGUGUGGCUGGAUGCUCAUUUCCCCCAAGGUCUACGUUAGAAGAGAGAACCAGUGCUGUGUCCGCACAUCUGUCCACUGUCACCAAAGGAUGUGUCUUCAUUGCACCAUCUCUCAUCAAAGGGCCACAUCCCCAUGUUUGCCCACAGUACUGUUGCCUUUUUCCAGCGUGCGUCUCUUGAGGCCACAGGCAUCUGUGAACUGAGUGAGUGGCCCAGAACUUUGACCCCACCCAAGACACACAUGCCUCGCCAAACCAACUCAGAUGCCAACACAUAAGCACCUGCCCCCCCUACCGCCCUAGUAGUGUCCUGUGCCCACUGCACCAGCGUGGUGGCAUCAUGACCUUCUCACAGGGGGGCCUCCUUUCACCCCCAGGCUCCUGGGUGGUCACCUGUUGGACUGGUCCCGCCUCUUGCCAGCGUGUCUCAACAGUCUUCAGCAGGACCCUUCAGGAAGGGUGGCAUCCAGGACCGAAGAAGGAGGCCUGGGUCUUAACAAAGACUGACUGAGUCCUUGACAUUGGGAGGGGACACCUGCUCCUCUGCAGGAAGGGUGGCCUGUGCUGUUAGCGGCUCCACUUCUGUCCCCAGCCAAGGGAGAGUUAGGCUCCUUGGUUCUGGCCUUGGAAUGGAGCCACACAGCAAGCUGCAGAGGUCUCCCUCUCGGCCCUGAGCCACCAGACGCUGAGCCACCUUUGCAUGUGAGAACAUUUGGGAACAUUUACCAGGACCACACUGGGUGCUAAGUAUCCUACUCUGCAGCCACCUCUGCUGCAGUUCCAGCCUUGGUGGCCCCCACUGUAGACUCUACCUGAUGCUCCUCAGAGGAUGAAGGGACCUGGGUGGCUGGUGUAAUGAUGGCCAUUGGAGGGGCCUGCGGGCAUCCCAGAGGAAACUGACCUUGGUCUUGGGCUUCUUUGGACCAAGGUGACCUUGAUGAAGCAGACCACCCAGGAGAGGCCCCUGCCUGACAUACACCAGACCAUCGCAGUGGCUGGGAUGCAGAUGCUUCUGAGACUGGGAAUUUAGCUAAUAUAUCAGUUUGCUGUGGUUACAAAGUCUCACAUGCUGAGCAGCUUAAAUAGCAGAAAUGUACUCUUUCAUAGUCCUGCAUGCUGGAAGUCCAAGACCAAAAAGCUGGUGGGGCUGGUUCCUCCUGACGCUGUGCGGAGAACCUGUCCAGGCCUCUCUCCCAGUCCUGCUGGUCUGUGGGCAGCCUUUGAUGUUCCUGGGCUUAUAGAAGCAUCACCCCAUCUGUGCCUCCAUCCACACAGGGCGUCCCCCCUGUGUGCACGUCUGCCCGUGUCCAGAUUUCCCCUUUUUGUAAGGAUACCAGACAUCUUGGGUUAGGACACACCCUAUAACGAUUUCAUCUUCACUACAUCUGCAACUUCCCGAUUUCCAAAUAAGGUCACAUUCUGAGGCACUUAGGGGUUAAGACAUCAACAUGUAGGUUGAAGGGACAUCAUUCACCACCCCCAACAGCUGAUGAGAACACACGAUUUGCCAAGAGAUGCUGGGUGGCUCCUGCGCUUGGGCCUAAAGCAAGGAGAGCCACAUCCUAUUCUCCCCCAGCCCACAGAGCACCAGGGGUCAGUGGGUUCUCACUGACAGAGUUACUAGAAACACCCCCUCUGACGGUCUGAGUCCUCCUGCUCAGUACCUGGCCCCCCGCUAGUGUCUGGUGUCUGGGCCCCUCCUCUCCACCGCGCCAGAGGGCCCUGCGGGGCUGAGGACAGGGCCAUGCCCUGAAAGGAUGAUCCGGCUUCCAAGCCGUCUCUCGAGAUGCCUGGCUCCUCUGCUGAGGGGGUCAAGCUGCCUGCGGGUGGGUGCCCCUCCCCAGGCCUGGCAAAGGUGAAAGCUCCAGCCAGCAUUGAUGCUGCGCCUGGCCAGCUAGCAGGAGGCUCUUUUUCUUUUUCUUUUUUAAAUAGCAUCCAGAUGCCUGAAGGAAGCUAUAUUGUAAAUUGUGUUCUAUUUCUGGGCCCCAAUAUCUAAAUGAAGCAAUGCACCUGUUGGGUAUGAAGGAAGAGAAUUUCACAGGCCUAAAAUAAAGUCAAAUGUUUGCCCUUCUGUACUGGCCCAUGGAAAAUGCUCUUAUAUUUAUAUCUGGGCUGGUGCAGGGCAGGGUAGCGGAGCAUCAGUUGGCAGAGGGGUGAGGAAAGGCCCGGGCACCUGCCAAGAAACUGACAUGGGAUGAAUGGGGGGGAUGUCCCACUCAAAGCCACUCGGCAACAGCCAGGUUGCGCUGAGGCCACUCACCCCCAUGGGCCACACUGCCUGCUGCCCACUGGGGUUCAUAGCCUCCCACCCUGACCCGCCUUUCUUCGUUAUUUGGCCUGAUCAUGAGAAUUAAUCCGGAUGCCCAUUCAACAUUUGGGUUUCUGGGGCCCUCUCUCCACCCCUCCAGAAUGAGAAUCAGAAAGGGGUCUAAGGCUGGUUCACAGUCAUCCCCAGGGGAUGUUGGCGUGACCAGCUCUCUUCUUGAGGGACUGCUAUUUGGCCACUCUCCUACUCAAAUCUUUACUCAUCACGUUCCCACUCUUCUCCCUAAAGAGAGCCUUUUGGUUACACUCCUCCAGGCAUGUUGCUGGGACCUCUCUCCAGGGUGGGAGUCUGGGACCCAGGGA